AUGGCUAGAUCUGGUGAAGUAUUCCAUUUUAAAAUCUUGAUCAUUGGAGAAUCGAGUGUUGGAAAAAGUAGUUUAAUGACUCGGUUUGUCGAUGAAACAUUUCAACCAACAUUUGUCCCAACCAUAGGGGUUGAUUUCAAAGUUCGAACAUUAAUUAUUGACGAUUAUCAAUGUAAAGUGCAAAUAUGGGAUACGGCCGGUCAAGAACGUUUUCGAGUAAUAACAACGACGUAUUAUCGCGAUGCAGCGGGAGUAUUGAUUGUUUAUGAUGUCACAAACGGUGAUACAUUUUCGAAAGUUCGUCGAUGGACUGAUGAAAUUAAUAAAUAUUGUGAUGAAACCAUAGCAAAAGUCUUAGUGGGUAAUAAAGAUGAUGAUGAUGUAUCAUCGAAUAAAGUUGUAUUAACUGACGAUGCCCAACAAUAUUCUAGACAAAUGAAUUUACCUUUCUUUGAAACAAGUGCACGAGACAAUAAAAAUGUUGAUAAAGCAUUCUACGAAGUGACACGUUUAGCACUUAAAAAACGUUUAGAAUCCCGAUUAAUACAAGAUAACAAUAAAAAAAAUAGUAAAGACAAUUUAAAUUCAACCGGAGCAUCGAUCAGAUUGAAUAAUAGUGCAGGAGGAAGAAAACAUAAAAAAGAUAAAAUAAAGAGUAGUAGUUGUUGUAAAAAUUAA
Molecule: messenger RNA, 678 nt
Organism: Didymodactylos carnosus
Lineage: Eukaryota; Metazoa; Rotifera; Eurotatoria; Philodinida; Philodinidae
Source: the annotation of a GenBank genome assembly